Messenger RNA from Harpegnathos saltator (Jerdon's jumping ant), 3189 nucleotides. RefSeq lists its product as uncharacterized. The record is from RefSeq and is a predicted model, not a curated record. Lineage: Eukaryota; Metazoa; Arthropoda; Insecta; Hymenoptera; Formicidae. The transcript has a single exon. Bases 993 to 1451 code for a protein of 152 amino acids.
GACACAAAAUGAGUGAAAUAUCAAAAUAUCGUGACCGUAAAGGUACAAAGGGAGGAGCGAGUUUUGCAAAUAAACCAAGCAAGUCACGUCAUCGACCGUUAAACAGAUUUGAAAUGGAGUCGCCGGAUCCCGAGAGCGUCGGCACGUCCACUAAGAAGCUUAGGCUGUCUGAAGAUGCUCGUCAAGUUGAAGUAGAUGCAUCGUUCGGCUAUCGUUUGAUGAAUUUUGUGGCUGUGUUUUCUGCUAUUUCACAAGUUGUUAAGUGCAAAGUGUGCAAAUCGAACGUCACAUUUACUGAAAGUGGCAAACGUAGACUUGGUUUCAAGAUAGUUAUUUCUUGUACCAACUGUGAGAAAACUGAAAUUUCCAAUAGUCCAUAUAUUAACCGAGCAUAUGAAAUCAAUCGGAGAAUAGUUCUUGUCAUGCGAUUAUUAGGAAUUGGUUUACAUGGAAUCAAAAAGUUCUGUACGUUCAUGGAACUACCUCAGCCAAUUUUUCAUUCAUUCUAUGAUAAACUUAUUAAAACUAUUCAUGAUGCAACAGAAACUAUUUGUAAGGUUAGCAUGGCAAAAGCAGCAGAAAUAGAAAAAAAGAAUGUGCUGAAAGUGAAUUGGUAGUGUCAGGUGAUGGUUCUUGAAGGAAACGUGGAUUUUCAUCAUUAUUUGGUUUGGUGACAUUAAUAGGAUGGAGUACUGGAAAAGUGAUUGAUAUAAUAAUCAAAUCUAAAUAUUGCAAGGCUUGCGAAUAUUGUAAAAAAAAUCUGAUACUGCAGAAUAUGCUGAGUGAUUGGAAACACAUGUAAACCAAUGCCAAAUAAACCACGAGGGGUCGGCGGGUAAAAUGGAGGUCGACGCAGUUGUCGAAAUGUUUCAGCGUUCUGAAAGUUUAUAUGAAGUGAAAUACGGCAGAUAUAUAGGUGAUGGUGGCUCUAAGAUAUUUAAAGGUAUUUUAAAUGCUGAGCCUUAUGAGAAUUUCACAAUACAAAAGAAGGAAUGCGUCGAUCACGUUCAGAAAAGAAUGAAAACUCGGCUAAGAAAUUUGUACAAAGAAGUAAAAGGUCUUGCGGGAAAGGAAAAUUGACAGGCAAGCUCAUUGAUGAGCUUUCAAUGUACUACGGCUUGGCCAUCCGCAGGAAUCAAAAUUCAAUAGAAAAGAUGAGAAAUGAAAUUUGGGCAACGUUGUACCUCAAGCUGUCGACAAAUGAAAAGCCACAACACGACAAGUGCCCGUCCGGUGAAAGUUCGUGGUGUUCGUGGCAAAAGGCAAAAGCCACCAAUACUUUAAAUACUUAUUCACACAAGCAAGCUCUUCCACAAACAGUUUUUAACGCCAUGAAGCCCAUCUACGAAGAGUUGAACAGCGACGACCUUCUUACACGGUGUUUAGGUGGCUUCACACAGAACAGUAAUGAAAGCUUCAACGCUACGGUUUGGUCAAUAGCCCCAAAAUAAAUAUCAAGUGGGAAAACUGUCCUUGAUUUUGCAGGAAAUCUUGCUGUGUGCAUCUUCAACGAUGGAAUAAGUAUCAUGCAAAUUAUGGCGGUUUUAGGCAUGACCAUAGGGCUGAAUUGUUAUAACUUCUGCUGUUGAGGCGGACGACCGCCGCAUCGAGUUAUCCGACCGAUCGUUGACUGAAGCUGCAAGAACAUCUCGGCUUGCUUUAAAAUCAGGCAGGAAUGAUGAAGAAGAGGAAAAUAUCAAUUUGGAAGGCCAAUUAUAUGAUGCAGGCAUUGCAGAUUAAAGGUAUAAUAAAAUUUUCUGCUGUAGAAUGUUAUUCAAAACUUUGAACGCGUUUUUCUAAAAAAUGCAUUUUUCUAAAAAAUGCAAUUGGGUGAAAUGAUAACUCCUACAAAUCUUUAUCGAUUCUCUUGAACUUUUGAGGGUGACUUUUCAGAUACAUUAUCUAGUGGAUAGAGUACGGAUUUUGCAAUAAGUUAUAAACUUUCUUUUUUAUAAACAAUUUUUCGGUGAAAUUUUUGGGUGAAAAAUGAACUUUCUUUAAAAAUGUGCACCAUUUUUCAAGAAAACGGUAUUUUCAAAUUUCCGUACGCUAUCCAGUAGCUUUUGGCAUAUAUUACUUAAAAAUUUUUGGUUUUUUGUUCUAGGUUAAAAUCUGCGGGAGUAAUCGUUUCGCCCGUUUAAGACCUCGCAUAAAAGGUGUCCUGCAAUCUUGGGUUCUGAAGCCGCCAUUUUAAAAUAAAAACAAAUAAGAAAAAUUUUUUCUUACACUUAAAUGUGUGUUUAAUAAAAUACCUUAACUGAUUUUUCCAGUGCUUUUAUUAUACUCUUGAAAAAAAUUCCCGAAAUUAGCCUUCUUUUCUGGGACCUGGAGUGGCCUUACCCCUUAAGGAAAACUUGGCAACUUUUUCAAUAUUUAACUUACGAUAUCUCGCUAACUAGUUGUCGGAAGAAAGAAUAGCACUAGACUUUUUUAUUCUAUUUGAUCUCAAGAAUAUAUGUAAACAAAUUUAUAUAGUUGUUUUAUGUUCCCCUUAAAACCAUGCAACUUUUGUCUGAAAUAUUUUUCCGUACCUUCCAUAUUUUUCGAGAUAUUUGCCUGGGGUUUUAAAAUGGGGCACCCUACAUAUUUCUUACAGCAUGCACAUAUUAAACAUGUUAUGUCACUUCAAUGAUACUAUAAAAUACAUAUUGAACGUAUGCUAUUGCUAACAUGUCUGUCUAUUAGGGAUAAUUAUGCAUUUCAAAACAUAUUUUGAUAUGAGGUAUAUGAAUGUUAUAUGCCAUUAAUGUAAUAGAGAAAAUAGAGGGAGCAAUUACAUUGAGUACAAAUAUAAAAAAAUAUGUAUUUCGACAUUACUUUAACUUGGAAUAUAUAAACUGUUAUUUGCGUAGUAACAAUAUUAAAGCAAGACUUAUCACAAUAAAAAUAAAUAUACUAAUAUACAAGGCAUAAGAAUGCACAGCUUUUACAUGUAUAUUAUGGAGUUAAUAACGAGAGAUGAUAACGAAACGGAAGAGGAAUAAUACGUAAAAUUAGUUAUUGGAGAAUGUAGACGAAGAAGAGGAGGAAAACAAGAAGAAAAAAAUAGACGAAUUUGACAAAAAAAGCCGCCAACUCAUUACAAAAACUUCUGCUGAUAUAUUAUCAUUUAAGGGAUCAUAUUCACAGGAAGUCAAAAAAUAUGAUAUUUAGGAAUCUUUUCAAAACUUAUAAUACUUUAAAAAAACG